AGAGGAAGAUGGCGGCGGCCGCCAGCACCCGCGGUGCCGCGGGGCCGCUCCGAGGAGCUUGAGAGACCCACGGAGGCUUCGCGGGAAGACGCGGCGGCGGAGGAUGAGCCUGCAGAGCGCGCAGUAUCUCCGGCAGGCAGAAGUCCUGAAGGCUGAUAUGACAGAUUCUAAGCUGGGUCCAGCUGAGGUCUGGACAUCCAGGCAGGCUCUGCAGGACCUGUACCAGAAAAUGCUAGUUACUGAUUUGGAAUACGCUUUAGACAAGAAAGUAGAACAGGAUCUCUGGAAUCAUGCCUUUAAGAAUCAGAUCACAACACUACAAGGACAGGCAAAGAAUCGAGCAAACCCGAAUCGGAGUGAAGUUCAGGCAAACCUUUCUCUGUUCCUAGAGGCAGCUAGUGGCUUCUAUACCCAGUUAUUACAAGAACUGUGUACAGUGUUUAAUGUAGAUUUACCAUGCCGUGUGAAGUCUUCCCAGUUGGGAAUUAUCAGCAAUAAACAGACGCAUACCAGCGCCAUAGUGAAGCCACAGUCUAGCUCCUGUUCCUAUAUCUGCCAGCACUGCCUCGUCCACCUUGGAGACAUUGCUCGAUAUAGAAACCAGACCAGCCAGGCAGAGUCCUACUAUAGGCAUGCAGCUCAGCUUGUCCCCUCCAACGGUCAGCCUUACAAUCAAUUGGCUAUCUUAGCUUCUUCCAAAGGAGACCAUCUGACCACAAUUUUCUACUACUGCAGAAGCAUUGCUGUGAAGUUCCCUUUCCCAGCUGCCUCCACGAAUCUACAAAAAGCACUUUCUAAAGCACUGGAAAGCCGGGAUGAGGUGAAAACCAAAUGGGGUGUUUCUGACUUCAUUAAGGCUUUUAUUAAAUUCCAUGGUCAUGUAUACCUGAGUAAGAGCUUGGAGAAGCUGAGCCCUCUUCGAGAGAAAUUGGAAGAACAGUUUAAGAGACUGCUAUUCCAAAAAGCUUUCAACUCUCAGCAGUUAGUUCAUGUCACUGUCAUUAACCUAUUUCAACUUCAUCACCUUCGUGACUUUAGUAAUGAAACGGAGCAGCAUAGUUACAGCCAAGAUGAACAGCUAUGUUGGACACAAUUGCUGGCCCUCUUUAUGUCUUUUCUUGGCAUCCUGUGCAAGUGUCCUCUGCAGAAUGAGUCUCAGGAGGAGUCCUACAAUGCCUAUCCCCUUCCUGCGGUCAAGGUCUCCAUGGACUGGCUAAGACUCAGACCCAGAGUCUUUCAGGAGGCAGUGGUAGAUGAAAGACAGUACAUUUGGCCCUGGCUAAUUUCUCUUCUGAAUAGUUUCCAUCCGCACGAAGAGGAUCUCUCAAGUACUAAUGCUACACCACUUCCAGAGGAGUUUGAGUUACAAGGAUUCUUGGCUUUGAGACCUUCUUUCAGGAACUUGGAUUUUUCCAAAGGCCACCAGGGUAUUACAGGAGACAAAGAAGGUCAGCAACGGCGAAUACGACAGCAACGCUUGAUAGCUAUAGGCAAAUGGAUUGCCGAUAAUCAGCCAAGGCUGAUUCAGUGUGAAAAUGAGGUAGGGAAAUUGUUAUUUAUCACAGAAAUUCCAGAAUUAAUACUGGAAGACCCCAGUGAAGCCAAAGAGAACCUCAUUCUACAAGAAACACCUGUGAUAGAGUCGCUGGCUGCUGAUGGGAGCCCAGGACUGAAAUCAGUACUGUCUACAGGCCGAAAUCUAAGCAACAGCUGUGACACAGGAGAGAAACCAAUGGUCACCUUCAAAGAGAACAUUAAGCCACGAGAAGUGAACAGAGACCAAGGAAGAAGUUUUCCUCCCAAAGAGGUGAAAUCCCAGGCAGAACUAAGAAAGACUCCAGUGUCUGAAGCCAGGAAAACACCUGUAACUCAAACCCCAAGUCAAGCAAGUAACUCCCAGUUCAUCCCCAUUCAUCACCCUGGAGCCUUCCCUCCUCUUCCUAGCCGGCCAGGGUUCCCGCCCCCAACAUAUGUUAUUCCCCCUCCUGUGGCAUUUUCUAUGGGCUCAGGUUACACCUUCCCAGCUGGUGUUUCUGUCCCAGGAACCUUUCUUCAGCCUGCAGCUCACUCUCCAGCAGGAAACCAGGUGCAAGCUGGGAAACAGUCCCACAUUCCUUACAGCCAGCAACGGCCCUCUGGACCAGGGCCAAUGAACCAGGGACCUCAACAGUCACAGCCACCCUCCCAGCAACCCCUUCCAUCUUUACCAGCUCAGCCAACAGCACAGUCCACAAGCCAGUUGCAGGUUCAAGCUCUUGCUCAGCAGCAGCAAUCCCCUACAAAAGCCGUGCCAGCUUUGGGGAAAAGCCCUCCUCACCACUCUGGAUUCCAACAGUAUCAACAGGCAGAUGCCUCCAAACAGCUGUGGAAUCCUCCUCAGGUUCAAGGCCCAUUAGGGAAAAUCAUGCCUGUGAAACAGCCCUACUACCUUCAGUCCCAAGACCCCAUAAAACUGUUUGAGCCGUCAUUGCAACCUCCUGUAAUGCAGCAGCAGCCUCUAGAGAAAAAAAUGAAGCCUUUUCCCAUGGAGCCAUAUAACCAUAAUCCCUCAGAAGUCAAGGUCCCAGAAUUCUACUGGGAUUCUUCCUACAGCAUGGCUGAUAAUAGAGCUGUAAUGGCACAGCAAGCAAACAUGGACCGCAGGGGAAAACGGUCACCAGGAGUCUUCCGUCCAGAGCAGGAUCCUGUGCCCAGGAUGCCAUUUGAGGACCCCAAGAGCUCCCCUUUGCUUCCUCCGGACCUGUUAAAGAGUCUGGCUGCCUUGGAGGAAGAGGAAGAGCUGAUUUUUUCUAACCCUCCUGAUCUUUACCCAGCUCUGCUGGGGCCUCUCGCCUCUCUUCCUGGACGAAGCCUCUUUAAAUCCUUAUUGGAGAAACCCUCAGAGCUCAUGUCACAUUCAUCCUCUUUCCUGUCCCUCACCGGAUUCUCUCUCAAUCAGGAAAGAUACCCAAAUAACAGUAUGUUCAAUGAGGUAUAUGGGAAAAACCUGACAACCAGUUCCAAAGCAGAACUCAAUCCCUCGAUGGCCCCCCAGGAAACAUCACUGUACUCCCUUUUUGAAGGGACUCCAUGGUCUCCAUCACUUCCUGCCAGUUCAGAUCACUCAACACCAGCUAGCCAGUCUCCUCAUUCCUCUAACCCAAGCAGUCUGCCCAGCUCUCCUCCAACACACAACCAUAAUUCUGUUCCAUUUUCCAAUUUUGGACCCAUUGGGACUCCAGACAACAGGGAUAGGAGGACUGCAGAUCGGUGGAAAACUGAUAAGCCAGCCAUGGGUGGGUUUGGCGUUGAUUAUCUCUCAGCAACAUCAUCCUCUGAGAACAGUUGGCAUCAGGCCAGUACUCCAAGUGGCACCUGGACAGGCCAUGGCCCCUCCAUGGAGGAUUCCUCUGCUGUCCUCAUGGAAAGUCUAAAGUCUAUCUGGUCCAGUUCCAUGAUGCAUCCUGGACCUUCCGCUCUGGAGCAGUUGUUAAUGCAGCAGAAGCAGAAACAGCAGCGGGGACAAGGCACCAUGAACCCUCCACACUGAGGCCAAAGUGGCAACCCUGGGAAUGAAGGCUCCAUAAACCAUGGCAUGUUGGGUUUGCAGGACUGGCCCACACAGUCCCCUGCAGGUGGCAGCCCUCUUGUCUGUUUCUUGCUAUCAAGAGGGUGUAAGUGUUCCACCAGCCCGCUGAGUGUGCACGAAAUGUUCGCAGUGCAACAAAAAGAAAAAUCCAUCAGGAACUCUCCGUCCCCCCAGGUCCUUCCGGAGGGAGAGAGGAACUGCUGUUUGUCUCACUCAGUUACUUGAUAUCACCGCCUCUCACCUUCUCCAUCGUGCAUGUCCCCAGCCACAUGGGAAGUGAAAGCUGAGAAGGGAAGGCAGAUGGGAGAAGCCAAUGGGAACUUCUCAGUCCUUUUUUCCUCUUUGGGGAAUAAAAUAGGAAUCCAUUAA
Marmota flaviventris (yellow-bellied marmot) is the source of this 3937-nucleotide messenger RNA. NCBI's taxonomy places the organism in Eukaryota, Metazoa, Chordata, Mammalia, Rodentia, Sciuridae. The record is from RefSeq and is a predicted model, not a curated record.